Molecule: messenger RNA, 1438 nt
Organism: Fragaria vesca subsp. vesca
Lineage: Eukaryota; Viridiplantae; Streptophyta; Magnoliopsida; Rosales; Rosaceae
Exons: 1
Coding region: 254-1438 (394 amino acids)
Biological process (GO): negative regulation of DNA-templated transcription
Molecular function (GO): DNA binding
Source: RefSeq, a predicted model, not a curated record
AAAACUUCAUCAUAAUAUGAAUACAAUGUUUUGGGCAAAGCCGUUUUACAGCGUCAUUAACAAUAAAAGCCAAGUUCGGUGAGUUUACCACUAUGUCCAGAAAACACACAAAAAGCUUAAAGCCUCCCUCUUCUAGUUUAUUUUAUCUUCAACCUCAGCAGAGAGUGGUAGGUGCCUCAAGUUUCUUCCUUUGCCAGAGAAACCAGAGAGGGACUGAAAGAGAGAGGAGAGGUAUUGUUUUUGUGGGUUGUUGAUGGGUAAGUACAAGUUUAGAUUAUCCGAUAUGAUACCCAAUGCCUGGUUUUACAAGCUCAAAGACAUGAGCAAAACCAGAAAGAACCAGAGCAGCAAUUCUCAUCCCAAGAAGAGAAACCAACCACCACCAUCCACAUUUGCUUCUUCAGCAAAACCAACAAGCCCAGCAAAGCCAAAGCAGGUCACCCAUCACAACCACCAUUGUCAUCACUCAAGAAAGUCGUACUACUUCACAAGGGAGCUGAAUAACUCCACAGGUGAGAACAGACCACUGUGCAACACCCCUGUAAACCCCAAAGUCUCCACCACCAAUUUGACUCAUGAGCCACCAAGAAAAUCUUCUAUACAAAAACAGAGGAAGAGUUCUAAUUCCAAGCUUGCCAUGUCGACUAGCUCCUCUGUUUCUGCAGGGUGUCGGGCCUCCAUCGAAUCCGUCUGGACCAAAUCGGAUUCUCUACCGGAGGAACAGCUCUGGUCUACUUCUUCGUCUCUCGACAGCUCCGAGCUUGAGUUUCAUCACACCGACUCUCUUGAAUUCAGAUGUGACCGUAUUCUUGCUACAGAGACAUUUGAUGGUAUGAAUUCUAUGACGAGUUCUAAUGAGAAAGACAUCAUCAUCGACGUGGACAACUCCUCUGAGAAGAAGAAACUUGAUUCGUUCUCUGAUCUUGAGCUUCCUCGGAUUAUAACCAAGCCGGAAAGCUUCAAUGAAAUGGUGUGUGAGGUCAAGAAGAAGAAGAAAGAGAACAAGGAGCAGCAGCCAAUCAAAUCCAGGAAAAGCUCACAUGGAUCAGAGAACAACAAAGAGCAUCGUACGAGUUCUGUUAGAAGAGUUACUUCGAGCACUUCACCGGGAGUUAAGCUUCGGACUAAUUCUCCGAGAAUUGCAAACCGGAAAAUAAACCAGGCCCAAGUCGGACGCCGGAGUCUGUCGUCGAAUUCGAGCUCAAAGAGGAGGAGUCUCUCGGAAAGCUUUGCAAUUGUCAAGUCCUCAUUUGAUCCUCAAAGGGAUUUCAGGGAAUCAAUGAUAGAGAUGAUCAUGGAGAACAACAUCAAGGCAUCGAAGGACUUGGAAGAUCUUCUUGCAUGUUAUCUUUCUCUGAAUGCAAAUGAAUACCAUGAGCUCAUCAUCAAGGUCUUCAAGCAAAUCUGGUUUGAUCUCACUGACAUCCAGUCAAAGUAA